Messenger RNA from Parnassius mnemosyne (clouded apollo), 543 nucleotides. NCBI's taxonomy places the organism in Eukaryota, Metazoa, Arthropoda, Insecta, Lepidoptera, Papilionidae. The record is from the annotation of a GenBank genome assembly.
AUGGGACUAACUAUAUCAAGUGUUUUUACUAGACUUUUUGGGAAAAAACAAAUGCGUAUUUUAAUGGUUGGCUUAGAUGCCGCCGGGAAAACUACAAUACUUUAUAAGUUAAAGUUAGGUGAGAUAGUCACCACUAUACCAACAAUAGGCUUCAAUGUGGAAACAGUGGAAUACAAAAACAUCAGCUUUACCGUGUGGGAUGUUGGCGGUCAAGACAAAAUAAGACCUCUCUGGCGUCAUUACUAUCAAAACACGCAGGGACUUAUAUUCGUAGUUGAUUCAAGUGACACUAAAAGAAUUGUAGAGGCUGAAAAUGAACUGGCUAACAUGUUGAAAGAAGAUGAGCUAAAAGAUGCUGUUAUCUUGGUAUUUGCUAAUAAGCAAGAUAUGCCAAACGCUAUGACUGCAGCUGAACUAACAAAUGCUUUAAAUUUAAAUAAUUUAAGAAACCGUCGUUGGUACAUUCAGGCUACUUGUGCAACUCAAGGACAAGGUCUGUAUGAAGGAUUAGAUUGGCUCUCUAAUGAAUUGGCUAAAAAGUGA